ACAAAAAAUUGAUAAGCCAAGUAAAUCCAAUUUACACAGUUGAACACAAUAGCAUAAAACUAUAAAACUGAGAGAAAGGGAAAUCGGAAUCAGUCAGAUCUAAGCUUCCACUAGCUGAGUCCGAUUCACCGGAGUUUAGUUCAGCCGUUGGAUCGGAUUCUCUCUUACCCAACAAUCCAUCGAUUCGUUCAUUUUGGCCUAUCAGUUCCUUUUGCUCGCUUCAAAUUUUAGGAUUUGAUUUGGAAUUUGGAAGCGGGAAUAGCUUUAUAUCAAUCUUCACAAAUGGGUAGCCAAGACAACAACGCAUUGUCAUCAAGUUCAUUUCUAGAUGACAAAUCUGCCAAGGUUUUUGUUUCCGGUCACCGGGGUCUUGUUGGCUCGGCCAUUGUUCGCAAGCUGACUCAACUUGGGUUCAGUAAUCUUAUCGUGAGAUCUCAUGCGGAGCUUGAUCUCACUCGACAAUCUGAUGUUGAAGCCUUUUUUGCAUCCACAAAGCCUGAGUUUGUGAUUGUAGCUGCUGCUAAAGUUGGUGGAAUUCAUGCCAACAACACCUAUCCUGCUGAUUUCAUUGCCAUCAACCUCCAAAUCCAGACCAAUGUCAUCGAUUCUGCCUAUCAUAAUGGUGCUAAGAAGCUAUUGUUUUUGGGUUCCUCUUGCAUUUACCCAAAAUUUGCACCACAACCGAUCCCGGAGGACGCUUUGCUUACCGGCCCAUUGGAGCCCACAAAUGAAUGGUAUGCAAUUGCCAAGAUUGCCGGGAUCAAAAUGUGCCAAGCUUACAGAAUUCAGCAUAAGUGGGAUGCAAUUUCAGGGAUGCCGACCAACUUAUAUGGACCAAAUGACAAUUUCCAUCCUGAGAAUUCUCAUGUUUUACCUGCUUUGAUGAGGAGGUUUCACGAAGCGAAAGUCAACAAUGCCAAGGAGGUAGUGGUGUGGGGUACGGGGAGUCCAUUGAGGGAGUUUUUGCACGUUGACGAUUUGGCUGAUGCAGUUGUCUUUAUGAUGGAAAAGUAUAGUGGACUUGAGCAUUUGAAUGUAGGGAGUGGAAAAGAGGUUACUAUUAAGGAAUUGGCGGAGUCGAUGAAGGAAGUGGUAGGAUUUGAAGGCGAUCUUGUUUGGGAUAGUACUAAGCCGGACGGAACACCAAGAAAACUGAUGGAUAGCUCGAAACUUGCAGCCGUUGGUUGGACACCAAAAGUCUCUCUCAAGGACGGGCUUGUGGAUACCUAUAAAUGGUAUUUACAGAAUGUCAAACAAUGAUUCUCCUGGUUAAGCAGAAUGUGUCAUAUUAUAUUUUAUAGAACCAAACCAUGUAUGGUAAUGUCAUUCAACAAUUUGAAUAGUUUGAUAGUGAAGAGUUAGCAAUCAAAUGAAGAGUUGUUAUGAGGAAGAAUGUCAUUUAACAAUUUGAAUAGUUUGCAACCAAAUAAAGAGUUGUCAUGAGAAAGAACUCCAAAGUAGUCUCAAGUGAUACGAAGAAGGGCGACUUUAUGCUCAAGAAGGGUGACUUUAUGCUCAAGCAUGUGGUUGAACUUAUCAUGAUUAAAAAAUUAUUCCCUAAAUAGAAAGGUCCAUACAUAGUUCAUCAUGGCAUAUACAAGCUAGAAGAGUUGGAUGGACGAGUCGUUCCUAAAACAUGAAACUUAGUGAAUCAUAAGCAUUACUAUAGUUAAUAUUUUAUUUCUUGUUGAUCAAAUAAGGCAAUGACAUUCAUCCGGUCAAUGUAAGUGUUUCCAAAACUCGUUCAAUAAAUAACAUAAGUAGGAUGACACUCUUUUCUCU
Molecule: messenger RNA, 1782 nt
Organism: Lathyrus oleraceus (garden pea)
Lineage: Eukaryota; Viridiplantae; Streptophyta; Magnoliopsida; Fabales; Fabaceae
Product: putative GDP-L-fucose synthase 2
Exons: 4
Coding region: 283-1260 (325 amino acids)
Biological process (GO): nucleotide-sugar biosynthetic process
Molecular function (GO): GDP-L-fucose synthase activity
Source: RefSeq, a predicted model, not a curated record